Molecule: messenger RNA, 1842 nt
Organism: Rhagoletis pomonella (apple maggot)
Lineage: Eukaryota; Metazoa; Arthropoda; Insecta; Diptera; Tephritidae
Exons: 3
Coding region: 1-1842 (613 amino acids)
Source: RefSeq, a predicted model, not a curated record
AUGUGUUUUGGACGUCCAGAGCAUAUACUAGAAUCGUUGGUGGAGAAAGCCAGGGCGAUUCCACUGCUGAAGGAAAAACUGGAAAGUCUUAUCGACUUCGCGUUGUGCGUGCAAAACAUCUGCUCUACGAUGGAAGCCUGCCAUAUAGAGGCGCAUCUGAAUAAUCCAAUGUUGGUGAAGGAAUUCGUUGACAAGCUUCCAAGCCAACACAAGUUAAAUUGGGCAAUGUUACAGCGAGACGAGCGAGUACCAAUUAUUAAAGCGUUUAGUGAUUGGAUUUUCCAAAUAGCCGAAGCAGCAAGUAAUGAUGAAGAUGCACCAUGUUUUCGUAUAAUACCCGUUCGCAUACACUCAAAGGGUAAAUCCAUAAAAACCUUCGCCUUUUUAGACGAGGGAUCAUCCGUGACAUUGAUGGAAAAACACAUUUAUGAUUCCUUGGGCUUGGACGGCGAGCUAGAAUCACUGUGCCUUCGCUGGACCGGCGAAAACACACGGAUCGAAAGCGACUCAAUGCGAACGUCGAUACAGAUUUCAAACGCAUACGAUAAUGCAAAAUACGAAAUAAAUGAAGUGCACACCGUUUCGCGACUGGGCUUGCCUAGCCAGUCUCUUAAUAUGGAGAAAAUUACGAAGAAAUACCCUUAUCUACGCGGGCUUCCGAUCGAGUCAUAUGAAAAUGCCGAGCCGGGUAUUCUAAUAGGAGCCAAUUGUUGGAAACUUGCGGUGCCUAUCAAGACUCGUGAGGGACACUGGCUUGAGCCGAUCGCCACUAAGUGUCGCUUAGGUUGGACCUUGCAGGGAGGUACUACUAACCACUUUGACUCACAACUAUUGAAUAUUCACAUAUGUGACUGCGAAAAGAAAUACGAAAUCCUACACGAAGAGAUCAAGGAGUACUUCAGCCUAGAGAUGCCGCAAAAAAGAGAGCUCAUGUCCCCACAAGACUGUAGAGCGCUGCAAAUUCUAAAUUCAACGUGUGAAAAAAGAGAGGGCCGCUAUGAAGUGGGGUUGUUGUGGAAGCAUGACGACGCAAAGUUACCAGCUAGUUACGACAACGCCCUUAAACGCUUCAGAUGUAUGCAGAAAAAGUUAGCUAAGGACUCCAAUUUGCAACGUGACAUGCAGAAGCAAAUAGACAACUUAAUUAGCAAAGGUUACGCAAGAAGGUUAACUGCAGACGAAGUAAAUAGAUCAUACGACCACGAGUGGUACCUGCCGAUAUUUAUCACACUAAACCCCAACAAACCCGGCAAGUUGCGCCUUGUGUGGGACGCUGCGGCCAAAUCUGAUGGAGCCGCUCUUAACGAUUUCCUUCUGUGCGGGCCAGAUCUACUCAAUUCGCUAGUCUACGUAUUACUGGCCUUUAGAACUGGGCAGUUUGCUAUUUGUGGAGACAUUGCCGAAAUGUUCCACCAGAUUCGCGUAAGAGAAAUGGACAUGCACGCUCAGAGGUUCUUGUGGCACGAGAACUGUGAGGAGUUACAUAACCCUCACAUCUACGUUAUGCAAGCGCUUACCUUUGGCAUCAGCUGCGCACCUUGCAUUGCUCACUUUGUUCGAGAGGUAAAUGCAGAGCAAUACAAGCAAACAUCACCGCGAGCGGUAGAAGCAAUACAAAAGCAUCAUUACGUCGAUGACUUCAUCGACAGCGUCGAUACCGAAGAAGAAGCACUGGAACUGGCUCUGCAAGUGAAAGCAAUUCACGCUCAAGCUGGAUUCAACAUUCGUAACUGGGCAUCUAACUCAUCAGCUGUUCUGAGGCAACUUCCAGGGGAGUCCGUCGAAGAUCAAACUCCUAAGGACUUAAGCAAUGCAGAAAAAAUAUUAGGUUCUCCAAAAUGA